AGAAGACAUGCGAGGUGCUAGGCGGGCAGUUGGCAACAGUGAAGUCAAAAGAAGAGAACGAUUACAUAGUGCAAGAUGUUCUUGCUGCAUGUGAUGAUGAUGUGUGGACUAGCGGUACAGGACUUGGUGGUGGAAGAGCAAACACGUUUAAAUGGUUGGAUGGAACAAACGUGUCAGCCGGAUACACAAACUGGAGAAGUGGCCAACCAAAUCAGCGUGCGGAGGAGGGAACUGUAUGCAUUAAAUUGGAUUCAGAGUAUAACUACCAAUGGAACGACCACCAGUGCGAAACUCAAAGACAUUAUGGUCUGUGUGAAUUUAAAUACAUAUGAAAUCGAGUUUCAUUUGAACAAAUUAUCAACGACAAUUCAGAUCUUAUAAAUGUAUGUUUGUUUAGCUCUAUUGUUUUCUAAACGGUUGCUUAAUAUUAUGUUAUGAAAAAUGUUUGAAAAGCUGCCUUUAAUAAGUGCAAUGAUACCUUGAUUUUAUGACGAUUGAUUUGGAAAUUUAGAUAUGAGUCUUUUUUAUUUUACAUCUGUUCACUUAUAUGGAACGUUUUUCACUAUAUUGUUUGGUGUAACGCGUAAUUCGCUUC
Mercenaria mercenaria is the source of this 595-nucleotide messenger RNA. RefSeq lists its product as uncharacterized. Bases 76 to 381 code for a protein of 101 amino acids. The transcript is spliced from 2 exons. The record is from RefSeq and is a predicted model, not a curated record. NCBI's taxonomy places the organism in Eukaryota, Metazoa, Mollusca, Bivalvia, Venerida, Veneridae.